Gopherus evgoodei (Goodes thornscrub tortoise) is the source of this 17836-nucleotide messenger RNA. RefSeq names its product dystonin (gene DST). Gene Ontology annotation, biological process: wound healing; hemidesmosome assembly; intermediate filament cytoskeleton organization. Gene Ontology annotation, molecular function: microtubule binding; structural molecule activity; calcium ion binding. Gene Ontology annotation, cellular component: focal adhesion; cytoplasm; hemidesmosome. The record is from RefSeq and is a predicted model, not a curated record. Lineage: Eukaryota; Metazoa; Chordata; Testudines; Testudinidae.
UAAGAAGCCUGCCCGGCGUUCCUCUCCCGGCUGCUCCGCGCUCCGGGCUCAGCCCCGCACACACGCACUGGAACCAUGAUCGCCGCCGCGUUCCUGGUUUUGCUGCGACCCUACAGCAUCCAAUGUGCCCUCUUCUUGCUCCUGCUCCUGCUGGGGACCAUUGCUACGAUUUUAUUCUUCUGCUGCUGGCACCGCAAGCUCCAGAAAGGGAGGCAUCCUAUCAAAUCCGUCCUUUCAGGGCGCUCAAGGAGCCGAGAUGCUGUAAUGAGAACUCAUCACUGUCGCUCCGAGGGUUUUAGACCAAGUCCUCGUCAUGUUAGAAGACGUGUAGCACCUCGUCUUGAAGAAACACAGCCUCUAGCGGAAAUACAUCACUUGAGUGAACAAGAAACUUCCAUAAGGAAAAGAAAAAUCAAGAAAAACAGCAGAGUUCAGCCAGAAUUUUACCAUUCUGUUCAAGUCACACCAACUCGAAAACCUAGCUCUGGAAACGCCUCCUACCGAUGCUCCAUGUCUUCCUCUGCGGAUUUCUCCGAUGAAGAUGAUUUCAGCCAGAAAUCUGGCUCCGUGUCCCCAGCACCGGGGGACACACUGCCCUGGAACCUGCCGAAACAUGAGAGAUCCAAGCGGAAAAUUCAAGGCGGCUCCGUGCUGGACCCAGCCGAGAGAGCAGUGCUUAGGAUAGCCGAUGAACGGGACAAAGUACAAAAGAAAACCUUCACAAAAUGGUUAAAUCAACACCUCAUGAAGGUUCGCAAGCGUGUGAAUGAUCUGUAUGAAGACCUGAGGGAUGGACAUAACUUGAUCUCCCUUUUAGAAGUCCUUUCUGGGGAUACCCUGCCAAGGGAAGAAGGUCGGAUGCGUUUUCACACUCAGAAUGUACAAAUUGCACUUGACUUGAAAAAACGCCAGGUGAAACUGGUAAAUAUUAGAAAUGAUGACAUAACAGAUGGAAAUCCCAAGUUGACUUUGGGGUUAAUAUGGACCAUAAUUUUGCACUUUCAGAUCUCUGACAUCCAUGUUACUGGACAGUCAGAGGAUAUGUCUGCUAAAGAGAGGCUACUCCUGUGGACACAGCAGACAACUGAGGGUUAUGCUGGAAUUCGUUGUGAAAAUUUCACUACCUGCUGGCGAGAUGGAAAAUUAUUUAAUGCCAUCAUUCAUAAAUACAGGCCAGACCUGAUAGACAUGAAUACCGUUGCUGUUCAAAGCAACCUUGCAAAUUUAGAACAUGCUUUUUAUGUAGCAGAAAAACUAGGUGUCACCAGACUUCUGGAUCCGGAAGAUGUUAAUGUCUCCUCCCCUGAUGAGAAGUCAGUAAUAACUUAUGUGUCAUCACUUUAUGAUGCAUUUCCCAAAGUACUGGAAGAUGGCGAAGGCAUCAGUGCAAAUGAUGUUGAAGUCAAGUGGGUUGAAUACCAGAAUAUGGUGAACUACCUCAUCCAGUGGAUCAGGCACCAUAUCACAAUAAUGUCUGACAGAACAUUUCCAAACAAUCCUGUAGAACUGAAGGCACUUUAUAACCAAUACUUACAGUUUAAGGAAACAGAAAUUCCACCAAAGGAGAUAGAUAAAUCAAAAAUUAAAUGUCUUUAUAAACUACUGGAGGUCUGGAUAGAAUUUGGGCGCGUCAAACUCCCUCAAGGCUACCAUCCAAAUGAUAUAGAAAAAGAGUGGGGAAAACUUAUUAUUGCCAUGCUGGAAAGGGAGAAAACUCUUCGACCUGAAGUAGAGCGGUUGGAGAUGUUGCAGCAAAUUGCAAACAGAGUUCAGCAGGAUAUCCUGGGCUGUGAAGACAAACUGAUACUUGCUCGGAAUGCUCUGCAGUCUGAUUCCAAGCGAUUAGAAUCAGGGCUACAGUUCCAGAAUGAAGCAGAGAUAGCUGGAUAUAUACUUGAAUGUGAGAAUCUUCUGCGCCAACAUGUAAUUGAUGCCCAAAUUCUUAUUGAUGGAAAAUAUUACCAGGCAGAUCAACUGGUACAGAGGGUUGCUAAACUUCGAGAUGAUCUUCUGGCCUUAAGGACUGAAUGUUCUUCAAUAUUCAGCAAGGGGCACACACUGACAACAGAACAGACAAAGUUGAUGAUUUCGGGAAUAACACAAAGCUUAAACUCAGGAUUUGCACCAAACUUAAACCCUGAUUUAAACUCUGGAAUGACCCAGAGUUUAACACCUACUUUGACUUCUUCCAGUCUGACAUCAGGCCUCUCAUCAGGUCUUACUCCAAGACUGACUCCGGCAAUCACACCAGCUUAUACACCAGGCUUUCCACCACGGGUAAUUCAAACCUAUGUAACAGGAGUUGACACCAAUGCACUGCAAACGCUAAAGCUGAUGCAAAUCCGAAAGCCUCUCAUGAAAUCAGCUUUUGUUGAUCAAAAUUUAACAGAAGAAGAAGUCAACAUGAAAUUUGUCCAGGACCUCUUGAACUGGGUAGAUGAAAUGCAGGUGCAACUUGAUCGAACAGAAUGGGGCUCAGAUCUGCCAAGCGUUGAAAGCCAUUUAGAAAAUCAUAAAAAUGUCCAUAGAGCUAUAGAAGAUUUUGAAUCAAGCCUUAAAGAAGCUAAAAUCAGUGAGAUCCAAAUGACUGCCCCUCUUAAACUCAGUUAUGCAGAAAAAUUGCACAAACUGGAGAGUCAGUAUGCAAAACUCUUGAAUACAUCAAGAAAUCAAGAAAGGCACCUUGAUACCCUGCACAAUUUUGUGUCCCGUGCCACUGGAGAACUUAUAUGGCUGAAUGAAAAAGAAGAAGAGGAGGUUGCGUAUGACUGGAGUGAAAGAAACUCCAAUAUAUCAAGAAAAAAGGAGUACCAUGCAGAUUUAAUGAGAGAACUUGAUCAAAAAGAAGAAGUUAUUAAAUCAGUUCAGGAAAUAGCGGAGCAGCUACUUUUGGAAAAUCACCCUGCAAGGCUAACUAUUGAGGCCUAUAGAGCUGCAAUGCAGACACAGUGGAGCUGGAUUUUACAGCUCUGUCACUGUGUUGAACAACACUUGAGAGAAAAUGCUGCUUAUUUUGAGUUUUUCAAUGAUGCCAAAGAAGCCAUGGACUAUUUAAAGAAUUUAAAAGAUGCCAUACAGCGAAAGUACAGUUGUGAUAGGUCCAGCAGCCUUCAUAAACUGGAAGAUCUUGUUCAGGAAUCCAUGGAGGAAAAAGAACAACUCUUGCAGUACAAGGGCACAGUAGCUGGCCUUGUGGGGAAGGCAAAGGCAAUAAUUCAGCUGAAGCCAAGGAAUCCUGAUAGUCCACUCAAAACAUCCAUCCCAAUUAAAGCCAUCUGUGACUACAGACAAAUUGAGAUAACCAUUUACAAAGAUGAUGAAUGUGUAUUAGCGAGCAACUCCCAUCGUGCCAAAUGGAAAGUCAUUAGUCCAAGUGGUAACGAGGCCAUGGUUCCAUCUGUGUGCUUUACAGUUCCUCCACCAAACAAAGAAGCAAUAGACACUGCAAACAGAAUUGAACAACAUUUUCAGAAUGUACUGGCCCUUUGGCAUGAAUCACAUAUAAACAUGAAGAGCGUGGUUUCCUGGCACUACUUGACAAAUGAAAUUGAAACUGUUCGAGCUGGUAAUGUUGCUUCGAUAAAGACAAUGUUGCCAGGGGAACAUCAGCAGGUUUUAAGCAAUUUACAGUCCCGCUUUGAUGACUUUCUGGAAGACAGCCAGGACUCCAAAGUCUUUUCAGGCUCAGAUAUAGCACAUCUGGAAAGGGAGGUUAAUGUCUGCAAGCAGUACUAUCAGGAGCUUCUUAAAUCUGCAGAAAAAGAGGAGCAGGAGGAAUCCAUUUACAAUCUGUAUAUCUCAGAAGUCAGAAACAUCAGACUUCGCUUAGAGAACUGUGAGGACCGUUUGAUCCGACAGAUUCGGACUCCACUGGAGAGGGAUGACCUACAUGAAAGUGUGUUUAGGAUCUCAGAACAAGAGAAGCUAAAGAAAGAGCUGGAUCGGCUCAAGGAUGAUUUGGGAAUGAUUACAGAUAAAUGCGAAGAGUUUUUCAGUCAAGCUGCUGGUUCACCUUCUGUCCCCACCCUCCGUUCUGAGCUCAGUGUCAUCAUUCAGAAUAUGAAUCAAGUUUACUCCAUGUCUUCCAUUUACAUAGAAAAGUUAAAAACUGUUAAUUUGGUGCUGAAAAACACUCAAGGAGCAGAAGCGCUAGUAAAGCUUUAUGAGACUAAAUUGUGUGAAGAAGAAGCAGUCACUGCUGACAAGAAUAAUAUUGAGAACCUUAUUGGUACAUUAAAGCAAUGGAGAUCUGAAGUGGAUGAGAAAAGAGAGGUAUUCCAUGCCUUAGAAGAUGAACUGAAGAAAGCCAAGGCGAUCAGCGAUCAAAUGUUCAAAACGCAUAAGGAACGAGAUCUUGACUUCGACUGGCAUAAAGAGAAAGCUGAUCAGCUGUCUGAGAGAUGGCAAAAUGUUCAUUCUCAGAUUGAAAACCGGUUGCGUGACUUAGAGGGUAUCAGUAAAUCUCUGAAAUACUACAAAGAUACUUACCAUACACUGGAUACCUGGAUUCAGAAAGUGGAAGAUACUCAGCGAAAGAUUCAAGAAAACCAACCAGAAAACAGCAAAGCUUUGGCUAAACAGCUGAACCAGGAAAAGAUGCUGGUUUCUGAAAUUGAAAUGAAACAAAAUAAAAUAGAUGAAUGCCAGAAAUAUUCAGAGCAAUACUCAGCUUCAGUAAAGGAUUAUGAACUGCAGACAAUGACAUACAGGGCUAUGGUUGACUCACAACAAAAAUCCCCAGUGAAACGCCGGAGAAUGCAGAGCUCAUCUGACUUCAUUGUACAAGAGUUCAUGGAUUUACGAACACGCUAUACUGCCUUGGUGACCCUGAUGACCCAGUAUAUUAAAUUUGCUGGUGACUCUUUGAAAAGACUAGAAGAAGAGGAGAAGUCAAUGGAAGAGGAAAAGAAAGAGCAUGUUGAGAAAGCUGGGGAUUUACUGAAAUGGGUGUCAGACAUCAGCAAGACCCUCAGCAAGGGAGAAGGAGAAAAAGCUGAAAAGGCAGACUUGCCUAAGCAGCAGAUUUCUGCUGAUGAAAUAGUAACCAAGAGAGAACAAAUAUCUGAGGCUUUGCAGACUACACAGUCAUUUUUGGCUAAACACAGUGACAAAAUGACGGUUGGAGAGAGAAAUGAAAUGGAAAAACAAGUGAAGUCCCUUCAAGAAGGUUAUAAUCUCUUAUCUAAUGAAGCUUUGAAACAACUGCAGAGGGCACAAAAUGUAGGUGAUGAAAAGAUGGAGGAAAAGGAUGUGGCUGAGCAGCAGCAGGAAUGCAAGGAGAAACUACAGGAAAUAUGUGAUCUCUUUACACAAACAGAAAAUCGACUCAUUGGUCACCAAGAAGCUCUUGUUAUCGGAGACAGCAAGUCUGAGUUAAAGCAAUACCAAACCAAACAAGAGGAGUUACAGAAACAUAUGCUGGCAAGUGCACAGGCACUGGCAGAGAUUGUGAAAAACACUGAGAUGUUCUUGAAAGAGAAUGGAGGAAAGCUGUCACAAGAAGACAAGACUAUUCUUGAACAGAAACUUAACGAAGCUAAGACAAAAUGUUUGCUGCUUAGCCAGAAGGCAGAGGAGUCCAAAAAAGUGCUGGAUAAAGCUGUGACUACAGCUAUUAAGCAGGAAACAGAAAAGGUUGCUGCCAUAGAACAACUGGAAGAGAGUAAAAAUACCAUUGAAAAUCUCUUGGAUUGGCUGUCAAAUGUGGAUAAGGCAGCAGAGCAAGGGGAUGAGAAAUGGACGCUGGCAAUAGAACAGAAUGGAACCCAUUUUAAAGAAGGGGAUGUAAAGGCUUUGGAGGGAGAAGAGGAUGAAGUCAAUGGUAACCUGUUGGAACUUCAGCAACAGACUGAAACCCAUGUAGAUGGCAGAGUAAAACCCACAGACAGUAACCUGAACCAGCAGUAUCAGAAAGUCAAGGCUCAACAUGAGAAAAUUAUUUCUCAGCAACAGGCUGUUAUAAUAGCAACUCAGUCUGCCCAAGCGCUACUUGAGAAACAAGGCCACUACCUUUCCCCUGAAGAAAAAGAGAAGAUGCAAAGAAACAUGAAGGAACUGAAAGUCCAGUAUGAAACUGCUUUAGCUGAAUUGGAAUGGAAAAUGAAGUUAACGCACUCUCUGCAGGAAGAACUUGAGAAAUUCGAUACAGACUACAGUGAGUUUGAAAGCUGGCUGCAGCAAUCAGAACAAGAACUUGAAAACCUGGAGGCUGGUGCUGCUGACUUCACUGGUAUCAUGACCAAGCUCAAAAGGCAAAAGAGUUUUUCAGAAGAUGUUAUUUCUCACAAAGGUGACUUACGGUACAUUACAAUUUCUGGACAGAGGGUGUUAGAUGCUGCUAAAUCUUGGAGUAAAAAAGAUGGUGUCAAGGUUGACAAAGAUGGUAUUGAUACUUCAGCUACUUACACAGAGGUGCAAAGUAAACUGGAUGAUGCUUCAGAUCGUUUCAAAUCUCUUUAUACUAAGUGUGGUAUCCUUGGAAAUAACCUCAAAGACCUGGUAGAUAAAUACCAGCAUUAUGAAGAAGCCUCAUCUGGGCUUUUGUCAGGUCUCCAGACAUCUGAAGUCGCUGUGAACAAACAGCUGUCUGAGCCAAUUGCAGUGGAUCCUAAGAACCUCCAAAGGCAACUAGAAGAAACCAAGGUUCUGCAGGGGCAGGUGUCUAAUCACCAGGUUGCUGUAGAGAAACUGAAAAAAGCGGCUGAAGUGCUUUUGGAUACCAGGGGAACUUUACUACCAGACAAAGAUGAAAUCCAGAAAACACUGGAUGACAUUGUUGGCAGAUAUGACAGUUUAUCCAAGUCAGUGAACGAACGGAAUGAGAAGCUCCAGAUAACGUUGACUCGUUCCCUCAGCGUGCAAGAUGGUUUGGAUGAAAUGCUUGACUGGAUGGGAGGUGUUGAAAAGAGCCUUGAAGAACAGGGUCAAAUGCCUUUGAAUUCUGCUGCUAUUCAGGAUAUCAUUAGUAAAAAUAUUAUGCUGGAGCAAGAUAUUGCAGGUCGCCAAAGCAGUAUAAAUACUAUGAAUGAAAAAGUGAACAAAUUCAUAGAAACAACAGAUCCAUCCACUGCCUCCUGUCUGCAAGCUAGAAUGAAUGAGCUCUCUGUACGGUUUGCUGAAGCAAGUACCAGACACAAAGGGAAACUUGCAAAGAUGGAGGAAUUAAAGACCAAAGUGGAGUUGUUUGAAAGCCUAUCAGAAAAACUUCAGUCAUUUUUAGACAAGAAAACUCAGGCUCUCAAUGAGACUGAUGCUCCAGGAAAGGAUGUUACUGAAGUGUCUCAAUAUAUGCAGGAAACUAGUACGGCAUUGAUAGAUCAUAAAAAAGAUCUUGAAGUUUUGCAUCAGCUUCUUGAAGAGCUUUCUGUCCAUGGUCUCCCUGGGGACAAAGCACUGGUUUUAGAAAAGUUAAAUGCCUUGACAAAGAAGUUCAAGGAAGUGGAAGAGACUGUGAAGGAAAAAGAAGAGAAUGUAUCAUCUUGUCAGGAACAAAUGGAUAUUUUCAAGCUCCAUGUAGAAUCUUUAAAGAAAUGGAUGAACGAGACAACAGAUAGGAUUCCAGCUGUGCAACCCUCUUUAAAUACAGAGGAUUUAAAGAAAUCAUUGGAAGAUAUUAGGAAAUUAGAAGAGGAAUGGACCUUAAAAGCACCUGAAAUUCAGAAAAUGAAGAGCAGAGGAACUUCAUUAUGUAACCUAAUCAGUGCUGUGACUUCCCCUGCCAAAUGCAGAGCAGCUUCAAAAGCAGAACUGACAGCUAUUCAACAGGCUAUGUCAGAUGUAAAUCACAGUUACGAAGAUUUGGGAGCUUUACUGAAGGAAAAGGUUUCAGAACUGGAAAGCAUGCUUUCAAAGAUGCAAAAUGUUCAAGAAGAAUCAAACUCAGUAAUGCAGUGGCUGCAAAAAAUGGAUAAGGCUGCCGCAAGCUGGGAAGCAGCUGCUAUUGAUAGUGAAGCUGUUAGAGCACAAGUAGAACAACAUAAGCUAUUUGAAACAGAACUGAAGCAAAGUGAAAAUAAAGUACAGGAGCUGAAGGACAAAGUGACAGAGCUGUUGGAGAAGAAUCCAAAUUCUCCUGAGGCAUCCAAAUGGAAACAGAUGUUGGAUAAAAUAGAUUCCAAAUGGAAAGAACUUAAUCAGGUUACAGCUGACAGACGACAAAAUCUCGAAGAGUCCUCAAAUUACCUGACCCAGUUCCAGACAACAGAAGCUCAGUUAAAACAGUGGCUUAUAGAGAAAGAGCUCAUGGUCAGUGUGCUUGGACCAUUGUCAAUUGACCCAAAUAUGCUGAAUACACAGAAGCAGCAGGUCCAGAUUCUGCUUAAGGAGUUUGAUACCAGAAAGCCUCAGUAUGAACAGUUAACCACAGCUGGUCAGGGGAUACUGAAGAGACCAGGUGAACAUCCUCCUUCUCAUGAAGUUGUGAAAAAGCAACUGGCAGCUGUGGCACAAAAAUGGGAUGGUCUAACCGGACAACUGAGUGACAGAUGUGGUCAAAUUGACCAAGCCAUUGUCAAAAGCAAAGAAUAUCAAAGCCUUCUGAGAAGCCUGUCUGAUAAGCUAUGUGCCUUGGAUAAUAAACUGCGCAGCACCCUGGCAGUGCGCACACACCCCGAUGCUAUGAAACAGCAGUUGGAAAUGGCUCGAGAAAUGAAACAGGAAAUAGAACAGGAAAUGAAAAAUAUAAAAGUGGCUCAGGCCCUUUGUGAGGAGCUGUCGGCACUGGUUGGAGAAGAGUACUUGAAAGCUGAACUUAUUAGGCAAUUGGAAGGCAUCGUAAAACCAUUUAUGGAUAUUGAGCAGAAAGCAGCUAAUCAUAUCCAGCAACUUCAAUCAGCAUAUGCUACUUCUCAUCAGUUCCAACAAAUGUCUAAGGACUUUCAGACCUGGCUGGACAAAAAGAAAGAAGAACUGAACCAGGCUCACCCUGUAUCGGCCAAGCUUGAGUCCUUGCUGUCGUUAAUUGAAGAGCAGAAAGAUUUUAAGCAGACCUUGUCUGACCAGAUUAGUUCCUAUGAAAAAAUUGUUGCAGAAGGUGAAAGCCUCCUACAGAAGACUCAAGGAGCUGACAGGACAGAGUUGCAGUCUCAGCUUGGCAUGCUCAAAAGUAACUGGGAUGAAAUGAAUAAGCAAAUAAGAGAAAGGCAAGAUAAGUUAAGUACUUGUCUGGAGAAAGCCCUCAAAUACAAAGAACAUGUAGAAAACCUGCAGCCCUGGAUAGAGAAGUGCCAAAAUAACCUGUCUGAAGUAAAGAUUGUCAUAGAUCCUGUUGAAAUAGAGAAUUCUAUUGCUCAGGUGAAGGCCUGGCAAAAGGACUUGGACAAACACCAUAGCAUGGUGGAAUUAUUAAAUAAUGCAGCUGACAGUUUGCUCGAUGCCAGUCAAACAGAUAAAGAAAGCAUUACAGAAGAGAAAGUGGCAUUGAACCAGAAAGUGGAUAUGGUCACCGAACAAUUACAUAGUAAGAGGGAGUCCUUGGAAAACAUGGCACAAAAGUUAAAAGAGUUUCAGGAAUCAUCCAGAGAAACCCAAAGGCAACUUAAAAGUGCCAAAGAGCAGCUAGAAGCUCAUGAUGCUCUUGGAGCCCAGGCUUGUAGUAACAAACACUUGACAAUGUUGCAGAGCCAGCAGAAAACACUUCAGACUUUAAAGCCUCAUGUGGACUUGGCCAAAAAACUUGCCCAAGAACUGGUGGUAGAAGCUUCCAAUUCAGAAGGUGUUUCUGACCUCUUGUUGCAAGCUGAGUCUUUAGAGCAAGAAUACAGUACAAUCAGCCAGCAGGUUGAAGGCAAGUGUUCAUUCUUAGAGACCAAACUUCAGGGAAUUGGCCAUUUCCAAAACAACAUCAGAGAGAUGUUUUCUCAGUUUGCAGAGUUUGAUGAUGAGCUCGAUAGCAUGGCUCCAGCAGGAAGAGAUCUAGACACUCUGCGGUCACAAAGAGAGGAUAUCAACAAUUUCCUCAAAAAGCUGGAAGAUCUUAUAACAAGUAAUGAAAAUGCCAAUAAAACCUGUAAAAUGAUGUUAGUCACUGAAGCGUCUCCUGAUCUUGUUGGUAUAAAAAGGGACUUAGAGGCUUUAAGUAAACAAUGCAAUAAGUUACUGGACAGAGCAAAAGCCAGAGAGGAACAGGUGGAAGGAAUUAUUAGUCGUAUUGAAGAGUUUUAUAGUAAGUUAAAAGAAUUUUCCAGUCUGCUUGGGGCAGCUGAAGAACAUGAAGAAUCUCAAGGUCCUGUUGGAAUGGAAACAGACAUUAUUAAUCAACAGCUGAAUGUAUUCAAGGUAUUCCAGAAAGAAGAGAUUGAACCACUGCAAGUUAAACAACAGGAGGUAAAUUGGUUAGGCCAAGGCCUUAUUCAAAGUGCUGCUAGAAAUGCUAGCACCGAGAACCUUGAGCAUGACCUUGAAGAUGUUAACACCCGAUGGAAGACUCUCAAUAAGAAGGUUGCUCAACGAGCUGCUCAGCUGCAAGAAGCUCUUCUCCACUGUGGAAGGUUCCAGGAUGCCCUUGAAUCUCUGCUUAGCUGGCUCAUUGAUACAGAAGAUCUAGUGGCCAAUCAGAAGCCCCCAUCUGCUGAGUUCAAGGUUGUGAAGGCCCAGAUACAGGAACAGAAACUUCUCCAAAGGUUACUGGAUGACCGCAGACCUACCGUUGAGGUAAGCAAGCGCGAAGGGGAGAAAAUUGCAGAGUCAGCAGAACCUGCUGAUAAAGUGAAGAUCUUGAAGCAGUUGAGUCUCCUGGAUAGUAGAUGGGAUGCAUUGCUCAGUAAAGCUGAAACAAGGAAUCGUCAGUUGGAAGGUAUCUUAGUGGUAGCACAGCAAUUCCAUGAAACUUUAGAACCUCUGGUUGAGUGGCUGACCACCACUGAGAAAAGACUUGCAAAUUCUGAACCCAUUGGAACACAAACUUCUAAACUGCAGCAGCAGAUUUCUCAGCAUAAAGCAUUAGAAGAUGACAUCCUUACUCGCAAUAAAAGUUUACAUAUGGCUAUUAGCAUUGGUCAGUCUCUUAAAACUAUGAGCUCCAGAGAGGAUAAAGAUAUGGUGCAGGAAAAACUAGAUUCUUCCCAAGCCCGAUAUAUCGAGAUUCAAGAGAAGAGUAACAGCUGGUCUGAGUUGCUCCAGCAAGCCUAUUGCAAUGCUCAGAUUUUCGGGGAAGAUGAAGUUGAAUUGAUGAACUGGCUGAAUGAAGUACAUGACAAACUGAGCAAAUUGUCAGUCCAAGAUUACAGGACAGGUUCACUCAUGAAACAACACGCUGACCUGCUGGUGCUUCAGGAAGAGGUUCUACUCAGAAAACAAAAUGUUGAUCAGGCUGUACAAAAUGGCUUAGAGCUUCUCAAGCAAACAACAGGUGAUGAAGUUGUAAUAAUUCAAGAUAAAUUGGAAGGCAUUAAAGCAAGGUACAAAGAUAUUACUAAAUUGAGUUCUGAUGUAUCCAAGACUUUAGAGCAAGCUCUGCAGCUUGCAGGUCAACUGCAGUCCACUCAUGAGGAACUCUGCAUAUGGCUUGACAAAGUGGAGGUGGAAUUGCUUUCAUAUGAUGCUCAGAUGCCCAAGGGAGAAGAAUUAAGCGCAGUACAAGAAAGACAAAAAGAGCUGAAAAAAGAAGCAAAGAACAACAAAGCCUUAUUGGACACCCUCAAUGAAGUCAGCAGUGCCUUGCUGGAACUGGUGCCGUGGAGGGCAAGAGAGGGGUUAGACAAAAUGGUGACUGAGGACAAUGAGCGGUACAGAUUAGUGAGCGACACGCUAACUCAGAAGGUGGAGGAGAUUGAUGCUGCCAUUCUGAAAACACAGAAGUUUGAUCAAACAGCUGAUGCAGAAUUAGCCUGGAUUACAGAAACAGAAAAAAAAUUGAUGUCUCUGGGUGAUAUUAGGCUUGAGCAAGACCAGACCGCUGCUCAGCUACAAGUUCAAAAGGCAUUUACCAUGGAGAUUUUGAGGCACAAGGAUGCUAUAGAUGAACUGGUUGAAACUGGGGAUGAGAUUAUGAACACAUGCACUGACGAGGAGAAACAGUCCAUGAAGAGAAAACUGGAAAGCCUCUUACAGAAAUAUGAUACGGUCUGUCAAGUGAACGCUGAGAGGAACCUCCAACUGGAACGUGCUCAAUCCCUGGUUAACCAGUUCUGGGAGACUUACGAAGAGCUUUGGCCAUGGUUAACCGAAAUAGAAAUGGUCAUCUCGCAGCUUCCUGCUCCAGCUCUUGAAUAUGAAACUUUAAAGCAACAGCAAGAAGAGCAUCGGCAACUGCGUGAGCUGAUUGCUGAACACAAGCCUCAUAUAGAUAAGAUGAACAAAACUGGCCCUCAGUUGUUGGAGUUGAGCCCAGGAGAAGGUUUUUGUAUCCAAGAGAAAUAUGUGGCGGCUGACACCCUUUACAGUCAAAUUAAAGAAGAUGUCAAAAAGCGAGCACUAGCACUGGAUGAAGCCAUUUCUCAGUCUACUCAGUUUCAUGACAAGAUAGAUCCAACCCUCGAGAGUCUGGAACGCAUAGUUGAACGUCUGAGGCAGCCACCUUCAAUCUCAGCUGAGGUGGAGAAGAUUAAAGAGCAGAUCAGUGAAAAUAAGAAUGUGUCAGUAGAUCUGGAAAAACUUCAGCCUGUGUAUGAGACACUCAAACAGCGUGGGGAGGAAAUGAUAGCUCGCUCAGAGGGCGCUGAUAAGGAUAUAUCCGCUAAAGCUGUUCAGGAUAAAAUUAAACAAAUGAUCUUCAUCUGGGAAGACAUCCAGGCCUUGACCGAGGAAAGGGAGGCCAAAUUGCUGGAUGUGAUGGAGCUGGCUGAAAAGUUCUGGUGUGAUCACAUGGCUCUUGUAGCCACUGUUAAAGAUACUCAGGAUUUCAUCCGAGAACUGGAGGGACCCGGAGUUGACCCCUCUGUAGUCAAACAACAGCAAGAGGCUGCAGAGGCUAUUCGAGAAGAAGUUGAUGGACUGCAGGAAGAACUCGAUAUGGUGGUAAACUUAGGUUCUGAACUUAUAGCUGCUUGUGGAGAACCUGACAAGCCUAUUGUCAAUAAGAGCAUAGAUGAGCUGAAUUCAGCUUGGGAUACUCUAAACAAAGCGUGGAAAGAACGGAUAGACAAACUUGAUGAAGCCAUGCAAGCUGCUGUUCAGUACCAAGAUGGACUGCAGGCAAUAUUUGACUGGGUAGAUAUUGCUGGCAGUAAAUUAGCUUCAAUGUCACCAGUUGGAACAGAUCUAGAAACAGUGAAGCAGCAAACUGCGGAACUGAAGCAAUUUAAAACGGAGGCUUAUCAGCAGCAAAUAGAAAUGGAAAGGCUGAAUCAUCAAGCGGAACUGUUGUUGAAGAAGGUUACAGAAGAAAGUGACAAGCACGCAGUUCAAGAACCCCUUUCAGAGCUCAAACUGAUGUGGGUCAAUCUAGAGGAGAAAAUUAUUAACAGACAGCACAAGCUGGAAGGUGCUUUGUUAGCUUUGGGGCAAUUCCAACAUGCCCUGGAUGAAUUACUGACAUGGCUGACGCACACAGAAGACCUGCUGAAUGAACAGAAACCUGUGGGUGGGGACCCCAAGGCUAUUGAAAUUGAACUUGCCAAACAUCAUGUGCUACAAAAUGAUGUGUUAGCUCAUCAGUCCACUGUGGAAACAGUUAAGAAAGCAGGAAAUGACUUGAUUGAAUCAAGUGCUGUUGAAGAAGCAAGCAAUCUACAGAACAAGUUGGAACUUCUGAAUCAGCGCUGGCAAAAUGUGUUGAAAAAAACAGAACAAAGGAAACAGCAGCUGGACAGUGCCUUGAUCCAGGCUCAAGGUUUCCAUGGUGAAGUUGAAGAUAUGCAGCAAUGGCUGACAGACACUGAACGUCAGCUUUUGGCGUCGAAACCUGUUGGAGGUUUACCAGAAACUGCAAGAGAGCAGCUUAAUACCCACAUGGAACUCUGUGCUGCCUUUGAAGCCAAAGAAGAGACGUACAAAUGUCUGAUGCAGAAAGGCCAGCAGAUGCUUGCAAGAUGCCCAGGGUCUGCUGAGACAAAUGUUGAGCAAGAUAUAAAUAACUUAAAAGUAAAAUGGGACUCAGUGCAAACAAAACUCAGCGAAAGAAAGGCCAAACUGGAAGAAGCCCUGAAUUUGGCUAUGGAGUUCCACAACUCACUUCAAGACUUCAUCAACUGGCUUACCCAGGCAGAGCAGACUUUGAAUGUGGCUUCUCGGCCAAGUCUCAUCUUGGACACUGUCUUGUUUCAAAUUGAUGAACACAAGGUCUUUGCUACGGAAGUGAAUUCUCACCGAGACCAGAUCAUAGAGCUGGAUAAAACUGGAACUCAUCUGAAAUAUUUCAGCCAGAAACAGGAUGUUGUCCUUAUUAAGAAUCUGCUGAUUAGUGUACAGAGUAGAUGGGAAAAAGUGGUUCAACGCUUAGUGGAAAGAGGAAGAGCUUUGGAUGAUGCAAGGAAACGAACGAAACAGUUCCAUGAAGCCUGGAACAAACUUAUGGCAUGGUUGGAAGAGUCAGAAAAGUCAUUGGAUUCAGAGCUCGAAAUUGCAAAUGAUCCAGACAAAAUAAAGCUGCAGCUUACACAGCAUAAGGAGUUCCAGAAAUCUCUUGGAGCCAAGCAUUCUGUGUAUGACACCACAAACAGGACUGGACGCUCCCUCAAAGAGAAAACCUCUCUGGCAGAUGACAAUUUGAAACUGGACGAUAUGCUGAGCGAGCUCAGAGACAAAUGGGAUACGAUCUGUGGAAAAUCAGUGGAAAGACAAAACAAACUGGAGGAAGCCCUGUUAUUUUCAGGACAAUUUACUGAUGCUCUGCAGGCUCUCAUCGACUGGCUGUAUAAAAUUGAACCUCAGUUGGCAGAAGAUCAGCCAGUGCAUGGAGACAUCGAUUUGGUGAUGAACCUGAUUGAUAAUCACAAAGUCUUCCAGAAGGAGCUGGGGAAGAGGACAAGCAGUGUCCAGGCUCUGAAACGCUCUGCUCGAGAACUCAUAGAAGGCAGUCAUGAUGACUCCUCCUGGGUAAAGGUCCAAAUGCAGGAGCUAAGCACUCGCUGGGAGACAGUCUGCGCCCUGUCCGUAUCCAAGCAAACACGAUUGGAACAGGCCCUCCACCAGGCAGAGGAAUUUCACGCUGUUGUGCAUGUUCUUUUGGAGUGGCUGGCUGAGGCAGAGCAGGCCCUUCGUUUCCAUGGAAUCCUCCCAGAUGAUGAAGAGGCUCUGCGAACACUAAUCGAUCAGCACAGGGAAUUCAUGAGGAAGCUGGAGGACAAAAAGACAGAACUAAAUAAAGCAGCAGGUAUGGGAGAAGCCAUCCUGGCUAUCUGCCACCCAGACUCCAUCACUACCAUUAAGCACUGGAUAACAAUCAUCAGAGCCAGAUUUGAAGAGGUAUUAGCAUGGGCAAAGCAACAUCAGCAGAGACUGGCAGGAGCCCUGGCUGGACUUAUUGCUAAGCAGGAGUUGUUGGAAGCCUUAUUGUCCUGGUUGCAGUGGGCAGAGACUACUCUUAGUGAAAAAGAUAAAGAGGUCAUCCCCCAGGAGAUCGAGGAUGUUAAAGCACUCAUAGCCGAACAUCAGACGUUUAUGGAGGAAAUGACCAGAAAACAGCCUGAUGUGGAUAAAGUCACAAAGAUCUACAAAAGGAAGGCAGUUGAACCCACUCUAAUACAGUCUCAUAUUCCUGUGCUAGAUAAAGGGAGAACAGGAAGAAAACGUUCCCCAACAGCAGGCAUGUAUCCAUCAGGAACACAGGCACAAAUUGAAACCAAGAAUCCAAGGAUAAACCUAUUAGUCAGCAAAUGGCAGCAAGUCUGGCUUCUAGCCUUGGAAAGAAGAAGAAAAUUGAAUGAUGCUUUGGAUAGACUAGAAGAGCUAAGGGAAUUUGCCAACUUUGAUUUUGAUAUUUGGAGGAAGAAGUAUAUGCGAUGGAUGAAUCAUAAGAAAUCUCGAGUAAUGGACUUUUUUAGGAGGAUUGAUAAAGAUCAGGAUGGAAAGAUAACGAGGCAGGAAUUUAUUGAUGGAAUUCUUUCUUCAAAAUUCCCUACCAGCCGACUUGAAAUGAGUGCAGUGGCAGAUAUCUUUGAUAGAGAUGGUGAUGGGUACAUUGACUACUAUGAAUUUGUAGCAGCACUUCAUCCAAACAAGGAUGCAUACAAGCCUCUUACAGAUGCUGACAAAAUUGAAGAUGAGGUUACAAGGCAGGUAGCUAAAUGUAAAUGUGCAAAACGAUUCCAGGUGGAGCAGAUUGGGGAUAACAAGUACAGGUUCUUCCUGGGAAAUCAGUUUGGUGACUCUCAGCAGCUGCGUCUGGUUCGCAUCUUGCGAAGUACAGUAAUGGUUCGUGUUGGAGGUGGCUGGAUGGCACUGGAUGAAUUCUUAGUAAAAAAUGAUCCUUGCAGGGCUAAAGGGAGGACAAACAUGGAGCUGCGUGAAAAGUUCAUUUUGGCAGAUGCUGCAAGUCAGAAUGUUGCUGCUUUCCGUCCAAGAGGUCGUAGAUCACGACCUUCUUCAAGGGGCGCUUCUCCCAACAGAUCUGCUUCUAUAUCAAGUCAGGCUGGCCAGGGAGCUUCACCACAAGCAGUUGCUACAAGUACACCCAAGACACCCCAUCAUUUAACACGCAAUUAUGGUAAACCAUGGUUGACAAACCGCAAAACAUCAACUCCUUCUAAACCAUCAGAGUCCUCAGAAUAUCAAGGGUCAUCUUCAGAGGGAACACCAAUACAAGGGAGCAAACUUAGACUGCCAGGAUAUCUGUCAGGGAAAGGUUUCCACUCUGGAGAAGACAACAGCCUAAUAUCAACAGCAGCUACCAGAGUUAGAGCACAGUUUGCAGACACCAGAAGGACUCCAAGUAGACCUGGAAGCCGAGCAGGAAGCAAGGCUGGCAGUAGAUCAAGUAGCCGUCGAGGCAGUGAUGCAUCUGACUUUGACAUUUCAGAAAUCCAGUCUGUGUGUUCAGAUAUGUCAGAGACUGUUCACAAUGCAAGCAGACCACAGCCCCGAGCAGGUUCUCGGCCAGCAUCAGGCAAGCCUUCCAAAAUUCCAACUCCCCAAAGGAGGCCACCAGUCAGCAAAUUGGACAAGUCCUCCAAGAGAUAAUGUGAUCAGCUCCAUAAAGGUCUUUGCCUUGUGCAUUAAAUAUUUAAGUUUGUAAGAUGUAAAAUAUUAUGUAGAAAUUAUUGUGAAAUAUUGCAAGAGGUGGAUUUUUAAUUCUGCAGAUGGCCUUAUUUGUGUAUUUGUCUUUUUAUUUUGUGUGUAUAAUUUUUGUCAGAUUUUGUUUAUGCCAUAUCCUAUGUGAAAGGGAAAAGAGUUUUAAUGUAAACUAACAAUUGUACACAGUAAUGUGUAGAAAGUACACUAAAACAAUUCCCAAAUGUGCAGUGUACUGAAUGUACAGUUAAGUCUCUGCAACCUCAGACAAAUAGGUCUAUCACUCCAUCAUUAGUUAACAGGAAAGGAUACCUCAUGAUUUUUCUUUAAAAAAUAAAAAUAAAAAGCCAAAAGACACAAUUACACAUUUUGAGCUAACUAAACGAACACUAAAGGAUGUAUGUCAAACUUACUAAGGAAUAAAAAACACAUUCACACUACAAUUAUUUAUGCAGCAUCUCCUGGAGAACUCACAGAAAGUUACUUACGCACUUGCCAGUCAUACAAUACUCCAAUAUCUUGCAGCAUUUCUGUGCCAUUGCUUUAAAUGAGGCCAGACACACUCUGGGUAUUAGAACUACUAUACUGUAAGAAUUCAAUAUAAAGUGCAUUCAUGUAAAUGUGAGGUUUUCUUUUGCUUGAGUGGAUGAUAGCACUGUAUCAUUGAACUCAUUUUGUAUCAAAGCAAUUUUGCUUGCAGAAAGCUAUGAAAUAAAACAUGUCCCUUAAC